Molecule: messenger RNA, 2126 nt
Organism: Girardinichthys multiradiatus
Lineage: Eukaryota; Metazoa; Chordata; Actinopteri; Cyprinodontiformes; Goodeidae
Gene: impa1
Product: inositol monophosphatase 1
Exons: 9
Coding region: 100-945 (281 amino acids)
Biological process (GO): signal transduction; phosphatidylinositol phosphate biosynthetic process; inositol metabolic process
Molecular function (GO): inositol monophosphate 1-phosphatase activity
Source: RefSeq, a predicted model, not a curated record
AGGGCAGGAGAGAAGCUGUGACGGACAGGGGAGCAGAAGAAGAAGAGUCAGGAAGUCAGACCAAAGCAGGUUAGCAGCAGGUGGAGCUGCUCUUCCAACAUGGUCGACAUCUUACAGAACGUGAUGGACCAUGCUGUCGCUGUUGCACGAAAAGCUGGAGAGGUGGUGCGUGAUGCUGUGAGAGACGACAGAAAGGUGAUGACGAAGAGCUCAGCGGUUGAUUUAGUGACUCAAACUGACCAGAAGGUGGAGCAACUCAUCAUUCAAUCAGUAAAAGAGAAGUUCCCUGAGCACAGGUUCAUAGGCGAGGAGUCAGUAGCAGCAGGUGAGUCUUGCAUCCUGACCGAUGAUCCCACCUGGAUCAUUGACCCCAUCGAUGGAACAACCAACUUUGUUCACACGUUUCCCUUCGUUGCCAUAUCCAUUGGCUUCUCCAUCAACAAAAGGGUGGAGGUGGGAGUGGUCUACAGCUGUCUGGAAGACAAGAUGUUCACAGCGAGGCGAGGGAAGGGAGCAUUCUGUAACGGAGAACCUCUACAGGUUUCUGAUCAGACAGACAUCCAUCAAUCCAUCAUCGCCACAGAGUUCGGGUCCAGCAGGGACCCAGAAGCUGUGGACAAGAUCUUCUGCAGCCUCAGAAACAUCCUGAACCUCCCAGUACAUGGCGUGCGUGGCGCCGGCACCGCAGCCAUCAACAUGUGUCUGGUGGCAUCAGGCUGUGUGGAAGCAUAUUAUGAGAUCGGGAUCCAUGUUUGGGACGUUGCUGCGGGGUCUCUGGUGGUAUUAGAGGCUGGAGGAGUCCUGAUGGACGUGGAAGGAGCAGACGUGGACCUGAUGUCCAGGAGAAUUGUUGCUGCCAACAACCGAACCAUUGCAGAGAUCAUCGUGAAGGAGAUCACCCCCUUCGGACCAAUCAGAGAUGAUGCUCCACCUCAGAAACACUAAACGCUUUCUGUUUUAAUUUAUAAACGUUCCGAUCCAAACAAGCAUGUCUGAGUCUUAUUCUGUGACAUAAAGCAGGUGUUGACUUCAACAAGGUCCAGUCACCACAUUUUGUCAGUCUAAGCUCAGAUAAUGCCACCAGAGGUUCUUAAUGAUGGAACCAAAAGAAUCUGCCAACAAGAAAAAAUCUGAGUUCCUCCUGCUGCUGCUGCAGGGUCCAUCUACUUGAGCUGUUCACCAGGUGCUCACCUUUAGUCCAAAACAGAUCUGUGUUGGUUUUGGUAUAAUGUCUGAAGCUCCUUAUGAACUCUGGGUUUAAAGCAACCGUGAUGUGGGGCUAAAUUGGAGCUGUGAACUAGUGAUUGCCGUUCCUAAAUCCGUUAUUGCCCUUGUCAAAAACAAUACAUUCUUAAUUCUGAGGAUAUUUAAGGUGUUUACUCAAUUUUUAAUCUUUGCAGAAAGCUGAUUCCAUGUUUAAAGUGUUUUAAUGCAGUGGUCCUCAACCUGUGGGUCCUGGACCCCUGAUGCCCAUAAGCUAUAGAUUGUGGGUCAGUGAAGAAAACUGAAAUACACCAAUGCCAUUUAAUUAAACUAGGAUACAUUAAAAAUAAAAAACAAAAUGCUACACCUGUUAACAGAACUGUCUAUGCCAAAAAUGGCUUCUGGCUUUGAAACAUGUUACUUAAAAAUGGAGAAUGCUGUGAAUUAUAAUCUAUAACUUGGAAUAAUUUUGAAAAUGUUCAAAGUUUUUUUAGGUUUUAGGGUUUAAAGGUUAAAAGAAUAACCUAGGGUUACAACAAAUAAUUACUAAGAAUUAAAAUAAUGGAACAUUUAUCAGCAUUUGAAUUUUAAAAGAAGGUCAUGAGAAUUAUUUACUAUCAAAACGUAAAGGCCUUGAUUUAAAGAAAAUUACGUCUGUUUUCCUGCACUAUGAUGGAUUAAAGUCUAGUUGGGAAUUAAACUUCCUUGUUUAAUUUCUGGUUAAGUUUUAACGCUGCAGUUUUGUUCUAGUGUCGGGGUAUAACCAUAAAAUGCCAUCACAAUUUAAUAAUUGUAUGUAACUGUAAAACUGUAUUUGACAUUGUUAAAAUCUUUACUAAAUUUGAUAUUUACUGUUUAAUCAAAGUGAAAUGAAAUUUUGUCUUUGUUUUGUUGGAAUAAAUGAAUGUUUGUUCAGACUUAAA